AUGUCCUGCUUCAGGUAAGGUUGUUGUGGUUGGAUUGUGGGUGGUUAGUAGUUGAGAUGGUGGUUAUCAGUAGGUUCAUAAUGGUCAUUACAGGUUAGGGACUGAAGUUGUUUGGCUUUCAUGUUUGGUCUUCAUCUUCAACCGUCGGACAUAAGACUGAAGGUCUAGAAUUAGAUAUUGCAUUUUUUGGACAGUAGGUUUAACAGUGUGCAGCAGGUGUUGUUGUUGGAUGCACACUUCCCACAGUCAGGGUUGAUUUGUGGCCACUUGUGAGUCAUUUUAGGACUGUACAGUCGUGGUCAAAAGUUUUGAGAAUGAAACAAGUAUUGGUCUUCUCAAAGUUUGCUGCUUCAGUGUUUUUAGAUAUUUUUGUCAGAUGUUACUAUGGUAUACUGAAGUAUAAUUACAAGCAUUCCAUAAGUGUCAAAGGCUUUUAUUGACAAUUACAUUAAGUUUAUGCAAAGAGUCAAUAUUUGCAGUGUUGACCCUUCUUUUUCAAGACCUCUGCAAUCCGCCCUGGCAUGCUGUCAAUUAACUUCUGGGCCACAUCCUGACUGAUGGCAGCCCAUUCUUGCAUAAUCAAUGCUUGGAGUUUGUCAGAAUUUGUGGGUUUUUGUUUGUCCACCCGCCUCUUGAGGAUUGACCACAAGUUCUCAAUGGGAUUAAGGUCUGGGGAGUUUCCUGGCCAUGGACCCAAAAUUUCGAUGUUUUGUUCCCCGAGCCACUUAGUUAUCACUUUUGCCUUAUGGCAAGGUGCUCCAGCAUGCUGGAAAAAGCAUUGUUAGUCACCAAACUGUUCUUGGAUGGUUGGGAGAAGUUGCUCUCGGAGCAUGUGUUGGUACCAUUCUUUAUUCAUGGAUUUGUUCUUAGGCAAAAUUGGGAGUGAGCCCACUCCCUUGGCUGAGAAGCAACCCCACACAUGAAUGGUCUCAGGAUGCUUUACUGUUGGCAUGACACAGGACUGAUGGUAGCGCUCACCUUGUCUUCUCCGGACAAGCUUUUUUCCGGAUGCCCCAAAAAAUCGGAAAGGGGAUUCAUCAGAGAAAAUGACUUUACCCCAGUCCUCAGCAGUCCAAUCCCUGUACCUUUUGCAGAAUAUCAGUCUGUCCCUGAUGUUUUUCCCGGAGAGAAGUGGCUUCCUCGCUGCCCUUCUUGACACCAGGCCAUCCUCCAAAACUCUUCGCCUCACUGUGCGUGCAGAUGCACUCACACCUGCCUGCUGCCAUUCCUGAGCAAGCUCUGCACUGGUGGUGCCCCGAUCCCGCAGCUGAAUCAACUUUAGGAGACGGUCCUGGCGCUUGCUGGACUUUCUUGGGCGCCCUGAAGCCUUCUUCACAACAAUUGAACCUCUCUCCUUGAAGUUCUUGAUGAUCCGAUAAAUGGUUGAUUUAGGUGCAAUCUUACUAGCAGCAAUAUCCUUGCCUGUGAAGCCCUUUUUGUGCAAAGCAAUGAUGACGGCACGUGUUUCCUUGCAGGUAACCAUGGUUAACAGAGGAAGAACAAUGAUUUCAUGCACCACCCUCCUUUUAAAGCUUCCAGUCUGUUAUUCUAACUCAAUCAGCAUGACAGAAUGAUCUCCACCCUUGUCCUCAUCAACACUCUCACCUGUGUUAACGAGAGAAUCACUGACUUGAUGUCAGCUGGUCCUUUUGUGGCAGGGCUGAAAUGCAGUGGAAAUGUUUUUUGGGGAUUAAGUUCAUUUUCUUUGCAAUUAAUUGCAAUUCAUCUGAUCACUCUUCAUACCAUUCUGGAGUAUAUGCAAAUUGCCAUCAUAAAAACUGAGGCAGCAGACUUUGUGAAAAUUAAUAUUUGUAUCAUUCUCAACUUUUGACCACGACUGUAGUAAAGCCUUCAAAGCUGUCGACAUUUUCUGUUGACAACCUUUUUAGUGUCCUGUGACUGACUCACUGUCUGUGUCUGUCUGGGUCGGACUGACUGUGUCUGUCUGGGUCGGACUGACUGUGUCUGUCUGGGUCGGACUGACUGUGUCUGUCUGGGUCGGACUGACUGUGUCUGUCUGGGUCGGACUGACUGUGGUCAGACUGACUGUGUCUGUCUGGGUCGGACUGACUGUGUCUGUCUGGGUCGGACUGACUGUGUCUGUCUGGGUCGGACUGACUGUGUCGGACUGUCUGGGUCGGACUGACUGUGUCUGUCUGGGUCGGACUGACUGUGUCUGUCUGGGUCGGACUGACUGUGUCUGUCUGGGUCGGACUGACUGUGUCUGUCUGGGUCGGACUGACUGUGUCUGUCUGGGUCGGACUGACUGUGUCUGUCUGGGUCGGACUGACUGUGUCGGACUGUCUGGGUCGGACUGUCUGGGUCGGACUGUCUGGGUCGGACUGUCUGGGUCGGACUGUCUGGGUCGGACUGUCUGGGUCGGACUGACUGGGUCGGACUGACUGUGUCUGCCUGGGUCGGACUGACUGUGUCUGCCUGGGUCGGACUGACUGACUGUGACUGACUCUGUACCCUCCUUGUCAGCCUGGAUAUGAAAAUCAUAUUUGCGUGAAAUGUGCUAAUUUGAUCAAGGCUGCAAAUAUUUUUAAUACCACACAUGCCUUACUAGUUUGUAUAAUUUUGCUGCUAAGGCUGUAUUUUUUGUUACAUAGCAUAUGGCAGAAAUCUGCACUGAGAAGCAUGUGGUUCCCAACUACAGUGCCUUGCAAAAGUAUUCAUCCCCCUUGGCGUUUUUCCUAUUUUGUUGCAUUACAACCUGUAAUUUAAAUUGAUUUUUAUUUGGAUUUCAUGUAAUGGACAUACACAAAAUAGUCCAAAUUGGUGAAGUGAAAUAAAUAAAAAAACUUGUUUCAAGAAAUUAUAAAAAAUAAAUACCGGAAAACUGGUGCGUGCAUAUGUAUUCACCCCCUUUGCAAUGAAGCCCCUAAAUAAGAUCUGGUGCAACCAAUUACCUUCAGAAGUCACAAUUAGUUAAAUAAAGUCCACCUGUGUGCAAUCUGUGUCACAUGAUCUCAGUAUAUAUACACCUGUUCUGAAAGGCCCCAGAGUCUGCAACACCACUAAGCAAGGGGCACCACCAAGCAAGCGGCACCAUGAAGACCAAGGAGCUCUCCAAACAGGUCAGGGACAAAGUUGUGGAGAAGUAGCUCCUGUAAGUCGCUCUGGAUAAGAGCGUCUGCUAAAUGACUAAAAUGUAAAUGUAAGUACAGAUCAGGGUUGGGUUAUAAAAAAAUAUCCUGAACUUUUAACAUCCCACGGAGCACCAUUAAAUCCAUUAUUAAAAAAUGGAAAAAAUAUGGCACCACAACGAACCUGCCAAGAGAGGGCCGCCCACCAGAAUUCACGGACCAGGCAAGGAGGGCAUUCAUCAGAGAGGCAACAAAGAGAUCAAAGAUAACCCUGAAGGAGCUGCAAAGCUCCACAGCAGAGAUUUGAGUAUCUGUCCAUAGGACCACUUUAAGCCGUACACUCCACAGAGCUGGGCUUUACGGAAGAGUGGCCAGAAAAAUGCCAUUGCUUAAAGAAAAAAGUAAGCAAACACUUUUGGUGUUCGCCAAAAGCCAUGUGGGAGACUCCCCAAACAUAUGGAAGAAGGUACUCUGGUCAGAUGAGACUAAAAUUGAGCUUUUUGGCCAUCAAGUAAAACUCUUUGUCUGGCGCAAACCCAUCACCUCUCAUCACCCCGAGAACACCAUCCAUGUUUUUCAUCGGCAGGGACUGGGAAACUGGUCAGAAUUGAAGGAAUGAUGGAUGGCGCUAAAUACAGGGACAUUCUUGAGGGAAACCUGUUUCAGUCUUCCAGAGAUUUGAGACUGGGACGGAGGUUCACCUUCCAGCAGGACAAUGACCCUUAGCAUACUGCUAAAGCAACCCUCGUGGUUUAAGGGGAAACAUUUAAAUGUCUUGGAAUGGCCUAGUCAAAGCCCAGACCUCAAUCCAAUCCAAAGAAUGGGCAAAAAUCCCAGUGGCUAGAUGUGCCAAGCUUAUAGAGACAUACCCCAAGAGACUUGCAGCUGUAAUUGCUGCAAAAGGUGGCUCUACAAAGUAUUGACUUUGGGGGGUGAAUAGUUAUGCACGCUCAAGUUUUCACAAGAAAAAAUAUUUUGCAUCUUCAAAGUGGUAGGCAUGUUGUGUAAAUCAAAUGAUACAUACCCCCCAAAAAUCCAUUUUAAUUCCAGGUUGUAAGUCAACAAAAUAGGAAAAAUGCCAAGGGGGGUGAAUACUUUCGUAUGCCACUGUAUGUAUAUAUAUUUUAUUUAUUUAUUAUUAUGAUAAUUUUUUAGGGGGUAGAUCAGCUUUAAUAUUGCCGAUAGAUUGUAGCUUCCAUUAAUGUAAUUGUCUGCAUCAUUUCCAAUCCCCCAUAUAUAUUUUUUGUAAAUAUAUUUAUAUACAGUACCAGUCAAAAGUUUGGACACACUCAUUCCAGGGUUUUUCUUAAUUUUUACUAUUUUCUACAUUGUAGAAUAAUAGUUAAGACAUCAAAACUAUGAAAUAACACACAUGGAAUCAUGUAGUAACCAAAAAAGUGUUAAACAAAUCAAAAUAUAUUUUAUAUUUGAGAUUCUUCAAAGUAGCCACCCUUUACCUUGAUGACAGCUUUGCACACUCUUGGCAUUCUCUCAACCAGCUUCAUGAGGUAGUCACCUGGAAUGCAUUUCAAUUAACAGGUGUGCCUUGUUAAAAGUUAAUUUGUGUAAUUACUUUCCUUAAUGUGUUUGAACCAAUCAUUUGUGUUAAAAUUACAUUUUUGGAAAGCAAAUAUUAUUUUAGCAAACAAUUAUUGUGAUUCAUCCUAUAUUGGCCCUAACAUCUUUACUCCCUAGCAACAGUUGUGGGAUACAUACAUACACACACAAACACUCAUACACACUCAACCCCUUUCCCCCACAAACAACCAUAAACUCAGAUGCUCAACAGUUGUUCCAUCCCAGAGCCCAACUCAAGAAAGGAAUUGAUUUACGAAUGCAUAUACAGUUCCCAACUAUGUUUGACGAUGCUGUCUAUUGCCAAGUGUAAUGCGCAUCAUAUGUGAUUUGCGUGACUUUAUUUCAGUGCCAAAGACGAUGGCAUCGACCUUGACGCCCUAGCAGCAGAAAUCGAAGGCGCGGGAGCCUCCAAGGAACAAGGUAAAGGAAAAGCCAAGAAGAAGAAAGACAAAAAGAAAGAGGAAUUUGAGUAAGUAUUUUAUUUCCUGUCUUCGACAGUAAUGAACGCUCCAUUUCAAAUCAUUAUGGAAAUAACAACCAACUGUUGGACGGAAAUAUUUUCUAUACUUGCCUUGGACUUUGCAGUCUACUGUGUACUGAUCAUAAUGAUUUGAUCUUUGACAGUGAAGAUGACAUCCUGAAAGAGCUGGAGGAACUGUCUCUUGAAACCACGGGCGCUAAAGGCAGCAAGGUAAAGUAUAGCCAUAUGCUAAUCUGCAUAUGUAAUGACCCUAUACCAGGUUAUAGCCCAAUGCUAAUAUGACUAUAUAAUGACCCUAUACCAGGUUAUAGCCCAAUGCUAAUAUGACUAUAUAAUGACCCUAUACCAGGUUAUAGCCCAAUGCUAAUAUGACUAUAUAAUGACCCUAUACCAGGUUAUAGCCCAAUGCUAAUAUGACUAUAUAAUGACCCUAUACCAGGCUAUAACAGGGUUUCCGUUAGCCGGUAAUAGCCGGCUUCAAAAAAAUGUAUAAAAUAGAAAAGCCGAUCAAUUAAAUUGGCACCGGCCAAUUGUCCGGGAGAAGGAAAGAAAUCCCAUUGCGAAAUAAUGCUUUUUAGCGUAUUCAUUGACGGAAAUACCAGUUGAUGUAAAUACAUUUGACCGGUCAUGCUUAUCAGUCUAUGGGUUAAUUUGCAUAAUUUAGUGGAAUUAUUCAUGAUGUAUCUUAUUUAUCACACGUGCACAGCAUACAGAUACAGAGCCUUUGAGCGGAAAAUCUGUCAGACAGUGCUUUUGCGCAACAAUUCUAAAUGCAAUCAUGGGUUAACCAUUUUUUGGCCACUAUUAAAAAUGCCUACAAUUUUUAUUUCUCAAAUGGUAAUUGAAGUGAGCGUCCCAUUCGCCAUUCAAAUGCAUAGGCAAUGGAAGGCAGGCUUUAUCAGCGCUUCACACACCACUUUGCAAUGAGCUGGAAGCCGUAUGCAUUUUGAAAACAUACAGCUACUUAAUUGUUUGGAACCUGAACGUUUUACUACAUAUUAUGAGGCAUGUUUUACCUUGCUUCAAAGUAGACUAGGCAAAAUCCGACCAUAUCCAUGGAGGCAAUUAUUUUAUAAAGACUUCCAUAAGCCAUUUAAACCAGUAGCCUAUUUAACAAAGAGAGCAUGCAGACGAAGCCAACAAGCACGAUUCUCUGUUCCUGGAUCUGAAUCAACUCGUCCCCAAAAUAGCAAAAUAAGCAAGAAAGGGACUGAUCAUGACCAAUCCAUAAACCGGAUAAACAGUGGAAUUAAUUUUGAAAGAUGGAAAAGUGAGGCCGAAAUGGCCACCGUUCUCAUGGACUGGUAACUUUAGUGCCGACAACCCCCACAGACUUGUCCCUCCAUCUCCUGAGUGGCGCAGUGGUCUAAGGCACUGCAUCGCAGUGCUAGCUGUGCCACUAGAGAUCCUGGUUUGAAUCCAGGCUCGGGGAGACCCAUGGGGCGGCGCACAAUUGGCCAAGCGUCGUCCAGGGUAGGGGAGGGAAUGGCCGGCAGGGAUGUAGCUCAGUUGGUAGAGCCUGGCGUUUGCAACGCCAGGGUUGUGGGUUCGAUUCCCACGGGGGGCCAGUAUGAAAAAUAAAAAAAUUAUGUAUGCACUCACUAACUGUAAGUCGCUCUGGAUAAGAGCGUCUGCUAAAUGACUAAAAUGUAAAAAUGAAAAGACUAAUCUGUCUUUUACUUAUCAAAGUUCUCAACUUAAUUGAGCAAACAACAGUAGGCCUACAGCCUGUCUUAUUGGCAUCAGUGGAGAGCAUCGGCCAUGUCCCCGGUGAGUGAGCACUGCGCAUAUUCACUCUUUAUCAUUGUCGGGUCAGUGCCACUUAAAAGUUAGUUUUUGGACAAUAAUUUCCUCUUCCAGUUUAGAUGGAUGUCAUGUGCAUGUUCUGUUAAGAUUAAUUACCAAAAUCUAAACGCGAUUACUGUUAUUCUGAGCACCGUGGGUGGACGCCCUAGUCAGGUUACGCACCCAGUGCAUAGGCCUAUGGGUCCAGUAAUUUAUUUUCAAAUGACCGGUAAAUUAAAAUGUUGCUGGUCAAAUGUCCGGCACCGGCACCACGUUUUCAUACAGAAACCCUGGGCUAUAGCCCAAUGCUAAUCUGCAUAUGUAACGACACUAUACGAGGCUAUAGCCCAAUGCUAAUCUGCAUAUGUAAUGACCCUAUACGAGGCUAUAGCCCAAUGCUAAUCUGCAUAUGUAAUGACCCUAUAUGAGGCUAUAGCCCAAUGCUAAUCUGCAUAUGUAACGACGCUAUACGAGGAUAUAGCCCAAUGCUAAUCUGCAUAUGUAAUGACCCUAUACGAGGCUAUAGCCCAAUGCUAAUCUGCAUAUGUAAUGACCCUAUACGAGGCUAUAACCCAAUGCUAAUCUGCAUAUGUAACGACGCUAUACGAGGCUAUAGCCCAAUGCUAAUCUGCAUAUGUAAUGACCCUAUACGAGGCUAUAGCCCAAUGCUAAUCUGCAUAUGUAAUGACCCUGUACCAGGCUAGCAAAGCACAUGCUCCUAUGGAGUACUCAUCACUUCCACAAUCCACAGAAACCAGACGCCACAGACGAGCCGGAGAGUGCCGCCGAGCCGCCGCCGCCCACCAAAGCAGAGAAGAAGAAGACGCGGAAGGGCAAGCGAGCCAGCCUGGAGGAUGACGACGGGGAAGACGAAGAGGUUUCGGGUACGGGUCACGUGGGAAAGGAGGACAAGCAGAAGGACAAGACGACGUCUGCUGCCCCCGCUGCUGCUGCUGCUGCUGGCUCAGACUCAGAGGACGAGGCCUCACGGACCCGGAGGAAACCUAAGGCAGGGAAGAAAGGAGGCCGCAAGGAGGCCUCGGACGAGGAAGAGGAGGAUGAGGAUGGAGGUGCGAGGAAAGGGGGGGGAGGAGGGGAGGAUGAUUCAGACGAUGACGGCUCGGUGGACGCGUCGCAGGCCGGAAAGAAAGGCAAGAAGAAAGGUAAAGCCAAGGCAGACGAUGAAGAGGAGGAAGAGGAGGAGGGAACCUUCAAGAUGAAGACGGCCGCUCAGAAGAAAGCAGAGAAGAAGGAGAGAGACCGCAAGAAGAAAGAGGAGGACAGGGCUAAGCUGAAGAAGCAGAAAGAGAAGGAGGAGGAGAAAGAGGGGAGUACUGAGGUGGCAGCAGUGCCUAAGAAAGAGAAAGAGGGAGUGAAGAAGAGUGAGCCAGCGGCCCCAGCUCCAGCAGCAGAGACGGAGGCAGCAGCAGAGAUUGAAGAUCAGGAAGGGGCUGAUCCUCAAGGAGAGGGUGAGAUUUAUAAUUGGUUAAUAUUGUAUCCAUUCCACAGCCUAAAUGGCAACACUUUACAAUGAGUUGCCCCUAUACCAUGUAGGAACUACUUUGGUUUUAAGAAUGUAAAUGUUUAUCUGUACCCAUUAGCUGCCGAUGAGGUGCUUGAAACAAUUAAUGGUAAGGGAAGGAAACUAACAGAUUUCUGUUUUAAGGUAGCUUGUUACAUGCCUUAAUUAAUUAAUUAAUUUUGCUUGACCCCAGGAAGAGUAGCUGCUGCCUUGGCAGGAACUAAUGGGGGUCCAUAAUAAAUACAAAUACAUGUGGUGUUAAUGUGUAGUUCCAUGCAGCCACAGUAGUAGAAGUCCUGUAGGAUCUACUUUGGUAGUAUUGUAAUUACUCAUCUUAAUUCUACCCAUUAGCAGCUGAUGCAGUGGUUGAAACAAUGAAUUAACCCAAUGGUAAUGUUUUCAAAGUAGUUAAAAGUGGCGUUACUGUGACGCUACAUGUAAUUAGUCCAAGAUGUAGAAAUGGCUUGAUGUUGCAGUUUCAUGGUUACGGUGUGGCUGUUUAGGUUAGUGUGCUAUGACUGAUUUCUGUUGGGGUUUUUGUGUUGCUUCAGAAGAGGAAGGGGGAGACAAGAAGGGCAAGAAAGACAAGAAGAAGAAGAAGGGGGACAAGGAGAAAGAGGAGAAGAAGAAGGGACCCAGCAAGGCCACAGUGAAGGCCAUGCAGGAGGCUCUGGCUCGCAUGAAGGAGGAAGAGGAGCGCGCCCAGAAGGAGGAAGAGGAGAACCUGCGUCGCCUGGAAGAGCAGGAGGCUCAGAGACUGGAGCAGGUUAGACACACACACACACAUUUACAUUUACAUUUUAGUCAUUUAGCAGACGCUCUUAUCCAGAGCGACUUACAUGAGCAAUUAGGGUUUAAGUGCCUUGCUUAAGGGCACAUCGACAGAUUUUUCACCUAGUCGGCUCGGGGAUUAGAACCAGAGACCUUUCAGUUACUGGCACAACGCUCUUACCCACUAAGCUACCUGCCGCCCCACACUGUACACAUACACACACACACACACACUGUGUACAUACACACACACACACACACACACUGUGUACACAUACACACACACACACACACACUGACCUCUUACCAACUGACCUCUUCAAUGUGACACCUACAGGAGCGCCUGGAACAGGAGCGCAAGGAGAAGAAGAAACAGAAGGAGAAGGAGAGGAAGGAGAGGCUGAAGAAGGAGGGCAAACUGCUGACCAAAGCCCAGAAAGAGGCCCGGGCCAGGGCUGAGGCCACACUUGAACUACUGAAGGCCCAGGGUAUUGAAGUGCCAUCCAAAGACGACUCGGUGCCAAAGAAGAAGCCAGUGUACGGAGACAAGAGAAAAAAGAAACCCCAGCAAGCACAGACCCCUGAAGGUAACAGCCUCUUCCAAUCCACGUCAAAUACCUUUCCAACUGCAAAAUCAUUGAUCUAUUCAUUCGUUUGUGCCUCAUCCCUCAUUCCUCCUCUUCCCUGGUCAGAGACCUCAGAGGUCAUGUCACCCACGUCGGAGACUGCAGAGCCAAUCAUCUCACCGAUGGCGGUGGAAGCUCCCAAAGUAGAAGCAGGUAAAAUGGACCAUUUAUCUUGGAGACUGAGCCUGCCUUUAUGUCCUCAGCUUGUUGUCCAGAUCUUGGUGUAACGCCAGACAACUUUCAUUGCCUCAGUCACAUUUCGUAUCACGUCUUCCUCUCCCUCCCUCCCUCCCCCCAGAGGUAGAGCAGAAAGCUGAGUCUGCAGUUGAUGACUGGGAGGCUAUCGCUGAGACUAUCGAUCAGGACAAAGGUAGGACAGGACAGACUUCAGGUUUUAGCAAUAUGGCACUCUCCCAAAGGCUUGUGGGAAUUUUCUCCAUGCUUACACCUCAUAACGUCUGUUCUCCCUCUACAGAGCUGAAGAAGGUCCACAUUGAGGUGAAGCCAGAGACGCCAAAGCAGCCCCAACAGAAACCCUCGUCACAGCCGGAGGAAGAGGAGGACGAUGAGGACGAGGAGGAAGAGGAUGAUGAGGAGGAGGAGGAGAGUGAGGAGGAGGAGGAGAAGGAGAGUCAGCCUCACGCACCGCAGCAGGCCCCAGCCACAAAGAGGAAGGGAGGGAAGGAGAGCUCAGAGUCCAGUAGUGACAGCGACUCAGACGAUGAUCUCACUAAAGAGGAGCGGAUCUACGACAAGGCCAAGAAGCGUAUUGAGGUAGUCUCAUACAUACACACUCCUAUCAACAUUGUUGAACGAUAGAGAAGUGUGAUGUGGUUCCGUCUGUGCUUCUCCUGUGUAGAAACGUCGAGCAGAGAACAUAAAGAACAUCAACCUGGACAAGCUCCGCUCCCCCGUGGUCUGUGUACUGGGCCACGUAGACACAGGCAAGACCAAGAUCCUGGACAAGUUGAGGCAUACUCACGUACAGGACGGAGAGGCAGGAGGGAUCACCCAACAGAUCGGAGCCACUAACGUACCUCUGGAGGCCAUCGUAGAGCAGACCAAGAUGGUGAAGAACGUGAGUACCGCUGCGCCUCUCCCUUCUGCUCAGACACAGUCAUACACUGAACCGUGAACGUACACUGAGUGUAGAAAACAUUAGCAACAGCUUCCUAAUGUUGAGCUGCAACCCCUUUGGCCCUCAGAACAGCCUCAAUUUGUCGGAGCAUGGACUCUACAAGGUGUCGAAAGCUUUCUACAGGGAUGCUGGCCCAUGUUGAAUCCAAUGCUUCCCACAGUUCUGUCAAGUUAGCUGGAUGUCCUUUGGGUAGUGGACAAUUCUUGAUACACGGGAAACUGUUGAGGGUGAAAAACCCAGCAGCGUUGCAGUUCUUGACACACUCAAACGGGUACGCCUGGUACCUAUUACCAUACCCCGUUCAAAGGCACUUAAAUAUUUUGUCUUGCCCAUUCACUCUCUGAAUGGCACACAUACACAAUCCAAGUCUCAAUUGUCUCAAGGCUUAAAAUUCCUUCUUUAACCUGUCUCCUCCCCUUCAUCUCACUGAUUUGAAGUGGAUUUAACAGGUGACAUCAAUAAGGGACCAUAGCUUUCACCUGGUCAGUCUGUCAUGGAAAGAGCAGGUGUUCCUAAUGUUUUGUACACUCAGUGUAUGUAUGGCAUUGGAUUUGAAUAGAUAGUUGGUGUUUAAUGGUUCUUUAAUCAUUUCAUUGUUUCCUCUUCAGUUCAACAACGAGGCCAUUAAAAUCCCAGGAAUGCUUAUCAUCGACACCCCAGGCCACGAGUCUUUCAGGUAAGCCCUCAUUCAGAAAAGUGUGUGUGGCCACUGCCUGCGUGUGUGUAUCUGACAGCAUCUCACACCAUCUCUCUCUAUGUCCAGUAACCUGAGGAACCGGGGCAGCUCUCUGUGUGACAUAGCCAUCCUGGUGGUGGACAUCAUGCACGGUCUGGAGCCUCAGACCCUGGAGUCCAUCAACCUGCUCAAGGAGAAGAAGUGUCCCUUCAUCGUAGCACUUAACAAGGUCAGUCUCUGUCUGAUCACCUCCCAGACAUGCUCAUAGCUUAUCUCUGGGGAUGGGAUGGAUUAUAUGUCUGGUAGAGGACUUGCAUGCAUUAAAGGCACUCAAUGGCCCACAAUUGACUGGGAAUAAAGCUACCGGGUUACAAUAGCUUGCAGUAGUUAAUUGGUUGCACAUCCAUGUGACAUGAUGUGUCUUGUUGUCCCUUCUAUUCGUUCCAUUUCUAUGUCUACUCCAGAUUGACCGUCUGUAUGACUGGAAGAAGAGUCCGGACACAGACGUGGUGGCCACACUGAAGAAGCAGAAGAAGAACACCAAGGAUGAGUUUGACGAGAGGGCCAAAGCUGUCAUCGUGGAGUUCGCACAGCAGGUCACUAACUAUAUGGACAAAGGAGGGAAUAGAGUUUCGGAGUUGACAGCACUUUUCACUAUUGCGAUGCACCGAUUGUGUGAACCCUGAGUGACCCUGCACCUUAGAGGCUGCUGCCCUAUGUACAUAGUCAUUGAACACUGGUCACUUGAAUGUUUACAUACUGUUUUACCCACUUCAUAUGUGUAUAUACUAUAUUCUAUUCAAGGCUCAUCCUAUACAGCUACUGCUGUACACACCUUUUCUAUUCAUAUAAUGUCCAUACUGUCUAUACACACCAUUAUAUAUGUGUGUGUGUGUAUAUUUAUAUAUUUAUAUUCCAGUCUCUGACAUUGCUCGUUCUGAUAUUUCUUAAUUUCAUUUAUUAUUAUAUUUAUGUGUAUGUUGUUAUUGUGUUGCUAGAUAUUACUGCACUGGUAGAGCUAGAAACAUGAGCAUUACACUGCACCUGCAAUAACAUCUACAAAUCUGUGUAUGCGACCAAUACACUUUUAUUUAAUCUCUCUUGUGUAUUCGUACAGGGUCUGAACGCAGCCCUCUUCCAUGAGAACAAGGACCCUAGGACCUUUGUGUCUCUGGUGCCCACGUCGGCCCACUCCGGGGACGGCAUGGGCAACCUGAUCGCUCUGCUGGUGGAGCUCACCCAGACCAUGCUAGCACGCCGCCUGGCUCACUGCGACGAGCUCAGGGCUCAGGUCAUGGAGGUGAGGGAGAACUACUACAUUACUGUCACAGCUUAUUGAGAUGAGGAAGAAGAAUCCUCCCUGUUGUUGUUACGGUUAGAUUGGUGUUAUUUUAGGGGCAUUUCUGUUACGUCGGUGUCAUUACCGUAGCGUCGGUGUCAUUACCGUAGCGUCGGUGUCAUUACCGUUGCGUCGGUGUCAUUGCCGUUCCAUCAUCUAACACUUAUUAUUAAUGUUGUAUUAAACUCAACAUGUGUCCCUGUCAAUCCUCAGGUGAAAGCCCUGCCUGGUAUGGGCACCACGAUAGAUGUGAUCCUGAUCAAUGGGGUUCUCCGGGAGGGAAUGACCAUCAUCGUCCCGGGGGUGGAGGGACCCAUCGUCACCCAGAUCAGGGGGCUGCUGCUGCCUCCACCCAUGAAGGAGCUCCGGGUCAAGGUAUGAAGGAAAUGCUUAUGUUGGGCCUUUCUUUAUUAAAGAGCACUUGUAGGUGCAGCAAACAGUUAUGACCUGAUUUCAACAGGAAUGUCAUGCUGUCCAUGACUUGGCUAGGGGUUAAUCUUAACUUCCACUUCCAAGUCUCAUUUUCACUAAGUAAUUCACUGAUGUCAAUGGCAGACUAAGCGAUAAUUUGACGGUGGAAGUUAGAAUUGGCGGCAGGUUGCCUAGCAGUUAGCGCAUUGGGCCAGUAACCGAAAAGUUGCUGGUUCGAAUACCCGAGCCGACAAGGUGUAAAAUCUGUUGAUGUGCCUUUGAACAAGGGGUGCUGUACUACAAUGGCUGACCCUGUAAAACAACACAUUUCACUGCAACUAUCCGGUGUAUGUGACAAUAAUAAAACUAUUUUUUUAAAGAAUUGGCCCCAUAAUGAUGAUCUGUGUGCAGUAUUAAUGAAUGAUCUGACCCCCGGUCCUCUUUAGAACCAAUAUAUAGUAUUAAUGAAUGAUCUGUCCUCUUGCCCAUUUAGAACCAGUAUGAGAAACAUAAGGAGGUGUCUACAGCCCAGGGAGUGAAGAUCCUGGGGAAAGACCUGGAGAAGACCCUGGCAGGGCUCCCCCUGCUGGUGGCCCACAAGGAGGACGAGGUGGCCGUGCUCAGGGUAAGACUGGCACAUUGUACUGUAUAUCAGGAUUUCUUUUAAAAAAUCAGCUCGAGACCCAAAUGAGAAAUUGACCGUCCUCCAACGACCCAAAUUAAGAAUGAAUAGUGUGUGAUUUAUAGAUGUAUUCUCAUAAUUCGCAAACCCACCUCUCACAUGUUCAGGGCCCACUUUGAAACCCGACCCAUAGUUUAAGAAACGCUGCUGUAUAUGAGAACAGGGCUGUGUCUCAAUAGUGUUAGACAGGAACCCUCUGCCACCUACGGCUACAUGUCAAUAGUUAUGAAUGGCUCCCUGCUUCCUGUCCUUGUAUUUUUUUCCUUCUCUGAGUGAGUUACUAGUACACACACACACGGUGUAUUGAGAUCCUCUGCGUUGUGAUUCCCCUGCAGGAUGAGUUGGUGCGGGAGCUGAAACAGACGCUGAACUCCAUCAAGCUGGAGGAGAAGGGUGUGUACGUCCAGGCCUCCACCCUCGGAUCCCUGGAAGCCUUGCUCGAGUUCCUACGAGUGUCCAAAGUGCCUGUGAGUAUCACCCACAUAUGCUUACCGCUCAUACACACACACACACACACACACACCGUAUCAAACUACAAUAUAGUAUUGAGAUAAUGUGCUGUAAUGUUCAUGUUUUUCCGUCUCCUCCAACAGUACGCUGGCAUCAACAUCGGUCCAGUUCACAAGAAAGACGUGAUGAAAGCUUCCACUAUGCUGGAGCAUGACCCACAGUACGUGACCUUUUUCUUCCUGUUUCCCCUCCUGUUAUACAUUUGUUUGUUUGGUUACUGUCUCAGCAUGAUUAACCCUUUCCGUGUAAACUGGACAAUAACACAAAUGAAAUGCUAUUCUAUUCUAGGUAUGCAACGAUCCUGGCGUUUGAUGUGAAGGUGGAGAGGGACUCCCAGGAGAUGGCUGACAGUCUGGGGGUGAGGGUGUUCAGUGCUGAGAUCAUCUACCACCUGUUUGAUGCCUUCACCAAGUACAGAGAGGACUACAAGAAGGCCAAGCAGGACGAGUUCAAGUAUGUGAACACACACACCCUUUACAUGAUACCAACCAUGACUUUGUUUUGCUGUCAUAGGCCAUGGCACAAGUGAUACACACUGAGCCCAUUGGAAGGCUUCCACCUGUCCUGCCUGGGCUUGGUUUCCAGACAGGACAGUAGGUGUGUGGUAUUACUGGGCUAGGUUUCCAGACAGGACAGUAGGUGUGUGGUAUGCCUGGGCUAGGUUUCCAGACAGGACAGUAGGUGUGUGGUAUGAUUGGGAUAGGUUUCCAGACAGGACAGUAGGUGUGUGGUAUGACUGGGAUAGAUUUCCAGACAGGACAGUAGGUGUGUGGUAUGACUGGGAUAGGUUUCCAGACAGGACAGUAGGUGUGUGGUAUGACUGGGAUAGGUUUCCAGACAGGACAGUAGGUGUGUGGUAUGACUGGGAUAGGUUUCCAGACAGGACAGUAGGUGUGUGGUAUGACUGGGAUAGGUUUCCAGACAGGACAGUAGGUGUGUGGUAUGACUGGGAUAGGUUUCCAGACAGGACAGUAGGUGUGUGGUGUAGUAACAGUCGUUUUCUCUGUGUUUCUCAACAGACACAUUGCGGUGUUCCCCACUAAGCUGAAGAUCCUGCCUCAGUUCAUCUUCAACUCUAGAGACCCCAUCGUCAUGGGAGUCAACGUGGAGGCUGGGGUCCUCAGACAGGGAACCCCACUCUGUGUGCCCAGCAAGGGGGUGAGUGUGUGCGUGCGUGCACCGGUCUGUGUGUGUGUGUGUGUGAGAUCUGUUUAAUCUCAGUGGGGUUUCUAUCUUGGUAGAAACGGGUAUAAUAAAAUGAUCUCACUCUGAUUUAUUACCUGUCAGUUUGUGGACAUUGGCAUCGUGACCAGCAUUGAGAUCAACCACAAGAUGGUGGACAGUGCCAAGAAGGGCCAGGAGAUCUGUAUAAAGAUCGAACCGAUCCCUGGAGAGGCACCCAAGAUGUUCGGCCGACACUUUGAGGCCACCGACAUCCUCGUCAGCAAGGUACGGUCACAAACAAUGUGGUGGGUUUUUCAGGUCAGUACAGUGUAUCAAGUGUUGUAAGUACUCACUGUUCCACUGUACUGACAGCAGCUCCCCAAACCCUAACAGCAUUGGGUUCUGUACCAAAAGUAGUGGACUAUAAACAGAACAGGGAGAAUUAGGAGUCCUGAAUGUGGUCAUUCGUUUUGUUCUCCAGAUCACCAGAGCGUCCAUCGAUGCCCUGAAGAACUGGUUCAGAGACGAGAUGGGCAAAUCUGACUGGCAGCUUAUCAUGGAGCUUAAGAAGACUUUUGAAAUCAUCUGA
This is a messenger RNA of Coregonus sp. 'balchen', 16361 nucleotides long. The record is from the annotation of a GenBank genome assembly. NCBI's taxonomy places the organism in Eukaryota, Metazoa, Chordata, Actinopteri, Salmoniformes, Salmonidae.